AUGAUGAAGUACUCCCCCAUAUUGAAAGAUGAUCUGAACUACAAGAAAUACAUCCUAAAUGUUAUAUUGUCCGCAAAUCCCAACUUGCAUCCGGACAAUUAUCUGGUCAUUGUGCUCUACGGCUACUCUGAUACAAGAAAGCGGCCAAAAGCAAAGAGACUUACGCCUCUAGCCCCCUUCAAAACCUACGCUGCUAAUUCCUACAUUGUGAAAUCAAGCAAGGGAGACCAUCUGUGGCAUGUCCGAAGGCUAGUUUCAUAUUCUGAUGUGACAAAUAUAUUCAAGUCUACGGAGAAAUUCAUGGUUUACAAGGUAGUGUUCAACGUCAAAGAUGGAUUGGUUGUGGAGCAAGUUGAGGGAAAAAGCAUCGGAGAUGAGGCUUUGUUUCUGGGCGGCGGUCAUUCAGUGUCGGUUUUGGCUUCAAACUUUCCUGGUUGUAAGCCGAAUUCAAUAUACUACACCAACUAUGAUGUGACCUUAUUUUGA
This is a messenger RNA of Rosa chinensis, 486 nucleotides long. RefSeq lists its product as uncharacterized. Lineage: Eukaryota; Viridiplantae; Streptophyta; Magnoliopsida; Rosales; Rosaceae. The coding region runs from base 1 to 486 and encodes 161 amino acids. The record is from RefSeq and is a predicted model, not a curated record. The transcript is spliced from 2 exons.